AUGAAUAACAAAAAAAAGCUCCCAAACCAGAGGGUGAAGACUGUGGAGAACACUAGCACAGCCAAGACAAAGAAACAGGAGGCUCCAGAGCCCAAGAAUGUUACAGAGCCAAAAGACAGUAAGUCCGUGGAGGACCCGAAGAAGCCUGUGACAGAUCAGAAAGAGAAGAAAACGGUGACCAUCAUUGCAGAGCCAAAGGACAAAAAGAGUGUGACGGAGCCAAAAGAAAAGAAGACUGUGACAAUCUCAGAUCCCAAAGACAAGAAACCUGCGAUAGAGAAAGACAAGAGGACGGUGACAUUUGUGACAGAGGUAAAAGACAAGAGGAUUGUGACCGACACAAAAGAAAACAGGAUUGCAUCAAUAGACACAAAAGAAAAGGUGCCAGUAGUGCCUGAAGUAAAAGAGAAGAGAGUGCAGUUGAUAGACCCAAAAGAGAAGGUGGUUGUUGCGCCUGCUGCACCUGCUGCGCAUGCUGCGCAUGUUGCGCAUGCUGCGCCUGCUGCGCAUGUUGCGCAUGCUGCGCCUGCUGCGCAUGUUGCGCCUGCUGCACAUGUUGCGCAUGUUGCACCUACUGCGCAUGUUGCGCAUCCUGCGCAUAUUGCUCCUGCUGCACAUGUUGCGUAUCCUGCGCAUGUUGCGCAUGCUACGCAUGCUGCGCAUGUUGCGCCAGUUGCGCAUGUUGCGCCAGUUGCGUAUGUUGCUCCUGCUGCGCAUGUUGCCUCAGUUGCGCAUAUUGUGCCUGGUGCGCAUGUUAUGCCUGCUGCGCAUGUUGUGCCUACUGCGCAUGUUAUGCCUGGUGCGCAUUUUGUGCCUGGUGCACAUUUUGUGCCUGCUUCGCAUUUUGUGCCUGCUUCGCAUUUUGUGCCUCCUUCGCAUUUUGUGCCUGCUUCGCAUUUUGUGCCUGCUGCGCCAGUCGUGCCAAUUGUGCCUGCUGCGCCAGUCGUGCCAGUUGCGCCAGUCGCGCCAGUCGCGCCAGUUGCGCCAGUCGCUCCAGUCGCUCAAGUCGCUCCAGUCGCUCCAGUUGCGCCAGUCGGGCCAGUUGUCGCACCAGUCGCGCCAGUCGCGCCAGUCGCGCCAGUUGUAGCGCCAGUCGCGCCAGUUAUAGCGACAGUCACGCCAGUUGUAGCGACAGUCGCACCAGUCGCGCCAGUCGCGCCAGUCGCGCCAGCGCCAGUCGUGCCAGUUGCGCCAGAAGUAAAACAGAAGACCCUGGUGCCGCCAGAGUUGAAGGGAAAGAAGCAAGUGCCACCACGUGUGCCCGAGUUAAAGGAAACCAAGGCGUCGACAGAGACAAAAGUAAAGAAGGCUGUGUCCGAAAUCAAAGAGAAGGCGCGCGCGACAGCUGUAAAAGAGAAGAAAAUUGUGCCAGAGGUAAAAGAGAAAAAGCCUGUAGUUGUAGAGAAAAAAGAUGACGAGACAAGUGAAAUAGCUCGGACUAUAGUUGAGGGCGUCCUGGCUGCUGCUGUUCAGUUUGUGGAAGAAGCCAGAAACCCAAUCAAGAACAUCAAGUGGCUCACUCACGGGGAAUUCACGGCAGAAAAGGGUCGAAAACAAAUUGAAAAGUUUGUUUCAACAUGGGAGUUUCAAAACCGCUGGGUGUACUAUGCAGAUUUUAUAGAGAAGAAAGACUUAGUCCACUCCUUCCACUAUAUCUAUCGGGUGCGCUGGAGUGCCCCCACUGCCGUGAGACCCUUGGCAAGAGUCAGUGCCAACGCCUACUUCACCAUCAAGUUCAACAAGAGCAAACCUCCGGAUAUGCCUGUUGAUGUCUCUUACAUCUUUGAGAAUUCAGCACUACUUCAAAGACCAGGAAAGAUUCGAUUUCGAGAACAGUGGCUGCGGGACAUCACUGAGACCAAACAUAUUUUGUUGGAGUCCAUCCCCUUUAAAGUUGUCUGA
Messenger RNA from Arvicanthis niloticus (Nile rat), 1902 nucleotides. The record is from RefSeq and is a predicted model, not a curated record. Lineage: Eukaryota; Metazoa; Chordata; Mammalia; Rodentia; Muridae.